AUGUGUCAGCACAAGAAUCGCAACAUCGUGUACAAGUUCAUGAAGCCUUCCGUGGGUGCAUUAUUGGCUUUGGCUGAGAAGUCUCCCCCAGAGAAUGAGGCUGUCAUUGAGAGAAGUUAUGGAAAGAUACUGAGUAUAAUGGACUCGCCUUUGACAGUUUAUCAGGAGAGAGGUGUUCACACUCUCUUGCAAUUCUACGAUCCGCCUCUGCGUUGUUUCAUUUUUGUUGUAUUUCAGUUGAUGCCUACUUUGGAGGAGUAUUCAUAUCUGGUGGGAGUUCUGGUCAAACAUCAGACGCCUUUCUACAGUACUAUGGGCGUUCUGUCAUCUGAUCAGUUGGCACCUGCUCUUUAUUUAAGCAAGUCAUGGGCGGAAGCUAACUUUGAAUCUAAAGUUAGUCGUUCUGGUUUCUCUCUGGAGUCUCUGUUGAAGAGGGCUCAUGUUGCUGCUGACAAGGGGGUUUGGAAAGAUUUCAACAUUCUCUUGGCUUUAUGUAUCUAUGGGAUAGUCUUGUUUCCUAAGAUACCUGACUUCGUGGACAUCAACGCCAUUCCCAUCUUCAUGGUAGGGGAUCGUGUUCCUACUUUAUUGGGAUAUGUAUACCAUUUUUUGCACUCCAGAAACUACAAGGGAACAGGAGGUGUUGUGAACUGUUGCAUUCCGUUGUUGUACAUGUGGUUCAAGAAUCAUUUGCCUUGCAAAGGAGCGUUCGUGGCUACUCAGGAUUCUUUGAGUUGGGCUAAGAGAUUGAUGGGACUAAAAUCCAAGGAUAUUCGCUGGUAUGCUGCGGGGUUAGACUGGAAAGAUGACGAGAUGAUAUUCGGUUGUGGGGAGUUUGAUAGCGUUACUCUCAUGGGAAUUCCAGGCGGUAUUAAUUACAACCCAUGUCUUGUUGUGCGACAAUUAGGUUUUUCUUUAGUGGGUCCUCUCGAAGAUCGAUUUGUGAAAGAAGCUUUAUACUAUGAUGUGUUGCAAGAUACCGCUGCCUUACAGAGAGCCGUCAGAGCGUGGAGUCACGUACGAAUGAAAAUCAAGGCAGAUUUAGGAAAAAGAGAUUGUGUGGCUCAUCCUGAUUAUGAGGAGUGGGUGAAGAAGAGAGUCGAAUGCAACGGGGUUCCUUUCCCUCCUGAGGAACCAUUGUAUACGCAUGGGCCCGAUUUUCCUAUUGAUAUGUCAUUUAGUAAUUUUCUGAAGAAGGCGGAUGCCAACGAAAAGCUACGUGAAGAGAAUUUGGACUUGAAUAUGUAG
This is a messenger RNA of Vicia villosa (hairy vetch), 1248 nucleotides long. RefSeq lists its product as uncharacterized. NCBI's taxonomy places the organism in Eukaryota, Viridiplantae, Streptophyta, Magnoliopsida, Fabales, Fabaceae. The record is from RefSeq and is a predicted model, not a curated record. The coding region runs from base 1 to 1248 and encodes 415 amino acids. The transcript has a single exon.